Messenger RNA from Mya arenaria, 1437 nucleotides. RefSeq names its product zinc finger protein 862-like. Lineage: Eukaryota; Metazoa; Mollusca; Bivalvia; Myida; Myidae. The transcript is spliced from 4 exons. The record is from RefSeq and is a predicted model, not a curated record. The coding region runs from base 210 to 1430 and encodes 406 amino acids.
UCGCCAUAAUCGUAAUUAUUUUUACUGAAUAUUUAUUUAUUUGUCUGAAUGUUUAUAUUAAUAAGGAGCCCCCAACAACAACCAUUGCAGAAGGGAAAAACGAAGAAAGGUGGAAAGAGUAUGAACAGAACCGUAGGGAAAGGAAUUGGAACCCCGGUUGGCUGAAGGGACGGGAUAGUUGGCUCAUCUUUCAUGAACAGCAGAAGGUGAUGACAUGCAAGGUGUGCCAAGAAUAUAUGACAAUAACUCAACUUCAGGUCAAAGUAGGAAAGAAAUUUCUUACUGGUUGCAGUAACCUAAAAAUUAGUGCAAUCAAUGACCAUGAAAUGUCUGAUAUGCACAAAAAAGCUGUUGAGAGUGAAAAAAACACAUCUACUGUUGAUGUUCUUACGUCAUCUUCAUCAGGCAAAGCCCUCUUGUCAUUAAAACAGGCAGAACGUAACAAACUUCAACAUCUUUUUCGAAAUGCCCAUGCUGUUGCCAAACGCGGUAGACCCCUUAGGGACUAUAAGUGGUUAUGCGAAUGUACUGAAGCGCAUGGUGUUAAACUUGGGGACACUUACAAAAACAGUCAAGCAGCUCUGGCAUUUUUGACUUACAUUGGGACGGUUGAAGUCCAGCAGACCAUUGCAACAGUGAGAAUGUCAAAAUCCUUCUCAAUACUCCUGGAUGGUUCUACAGACUUAAGUGGUGAUGAACAAGAAUCCAUAUACAUCAGGUGCUCUACCAAUGGGAAAAUUACAGAAAGAUUCUGUUCACUCCGCACACCAGAAAGCACACGGUCCAAAGACAUACAUUCCAUGGUGAAUUCUUUCAUGGAAGAACACAGUUUAGAAAAAUCUAAACAUAUUGGCCUUGGGUCGGAUGGUGCCAGCAAUAUGACAGGGGUUAAAGCAGGACUGGCUGCCCUACUUAAAAACGGUCCUCAUUUCAUUAAUGUUCAUUGUCUAGUACAUAGGCUUGAACUGGCAUUCAGAGAUGCAUUAAAAGGGGUGAAAUUUUAUGAUAAGUUGAUGACCUUACUGAUCGGGCUCCACUAUCACUACAAAAAAUACUAUAAAAACAAAAAAGGUCGAAAGGACACAUUCGAAGCUCUGCAGUUAAAGGCAAUGUUACCGCCAAAAGUCACAGGGACACGUUGGCUUCCUCAUCUCAGCAGAGGACUGAAGGCGCUGAUAAAGGGAUAUAGAGCAUUUGAAUGUCACCUGUCUGACCAAAGUCACAACAACCCCAAAGCAGAAGGCCUUGUCAAGAUUAUGACAGACAAGCAUGUAGUUGCUUUCUUCUUGUUCCUGCAUGACUUCAUCGAACCACUGGCAAAGCUGUCAGCAAAGAUGCAGCAGAAGUCAAUUACACUUGGCGAUGCCAUGGUAUGGAUUGAGGCGACAAAGGAGACGAUUGCAGAGAACGCACUGCUAUUUUGGAGAUGAUGACGUU